UCAGUCUUCUCUGGCCUUGCCCAGUCAACGGUAGUUGUUUCUUCGCUUCUUCUUCGCGUAUCCACGCCAGCUGAGCGUCACUCUGUGUUUGUGUGUGUGAGCGAGAGGGAUCGAUUAUUGCAAAUAAAAAUACAAAUACGAAGAGCGAUUGAACCAUGUCGUGGCUGGUGCUUCUGCUGAUCCUCUACGUGAUCUGGGAUGUGAACUACUUCAUCCGCUGCGUGUUCACCGUAUUCGCCGGCCGGCUGUUCCAGCGCAAGCGCAAGGUGACGGAGAGCACCUCCAUCUACGGGCUGUGCACCUCCCAGGAUGUGGACAUCUUCAUACGGCACAUGAACAAUGCGCGCUACCUGCGCGAACUCGACUUUGCCCGCUUCCACUUCUACGCCCUCACGGGUCUGUACGAGCGCAUACGGCAGAGGCGUGGCGGCGCCGUGCAGGGUGCCAGCAGCGUGCGCUACCGCCGCACCAUACCCAUCUUCCAUCCGUACAAGAUCCAGACGAAGCUCGUCUGGUGGGACGACAAGGCCAUCUACCUAGAGCAGCAGUUCGUGACGCUGUCCGACGGCUUUGUGCGUGCCGUCGCCCUCUCCAAGCAGUGCAUCACCAACUGCAACGUCGAGGAGCUGCUCAAAACCUACCCGGAGGCGGCCAAGCGACCGGAGAUGCCCGCCGAUCUCAAGCUCUGGCUGGAUGCCAUCGAGCUCUCCAGCCAGAAGCUGCGCAAAGACAAGUGAGACAGAUCACUGCUCGAUGGCCCCAUUUACAUAAU
Molecule: messenger RNA, 772 nt
Organism: Drosophila guanche
Lineage: Eukaryota; Metazoa; Arthropoda; Insecta; Diptera; Drosophilidae
Product: protein THEM6
Exons: 2
Coding region: 156-737 (193 amino acids)
Source: RefSeq, a predicted model, not a curated record